AUGCCUUUUCCUGACGCCGAGCGAAGCCUCCCAUACAGAUGAGCGCCGAAAGCCACGCACCUCCUGACGUAGCCACGGACCAGUUGCGGUGCCACUCGGUCUCCGUAGCACGUAUUGCGCAGCGUGACUGAUGCUCGACUGGCUCCACGGCGGCCACAUCCGGCUCCCACCGUCGCAGGAAUUCAUUAGAAAGUGGUAUCAUAGCGGCGACGCAACGACGGACAUCGCGGAGGGGGGAGGAAGCUACGGAGAAGCCGUCGACCGCUCCUCGCCGAACUGGACCCUCCCCUCGUCAUUGCCACCGGGAAAGAUGAGUCGCGUCGAGCGCGCGGCGUCUGGGUGCAGUCGUGAUAUGACUGCGUGAGCGCACGAGCCUCCGCCGAAUCGGUAACCGCGACUUCACUGCCCAGAAAGGUGAACGCGGCUUCUUUUUUUUUUUUUUCCUCUUUGCGGUUUUUGCGCAAAUGGCUUCGCACGGCGGCGCGCGGGCAACGUAGCAGCAUCAGCGUCAGCGGAACAGCUGGAGCACAGGAGCUAUGUCCGUGGCUCGCCCGCGUGCGUGUCCGUCUCCAGCGUCGCGCCUCGGGGUCUUCUAAAGUCCAGAGACUCGGAUCUUCGCACGAGGAGCCGAGGCGAGGUUGCGGUGCGGUGCGGUGCGCUCCGAGGCCGGGCUUCCCGCAGCCCUGCCUCCCCGCAUCCUCCGCGGCGCCUCUGCGCCGCGAGCGCUCAGCCUCUUCGACUACAUGGCAGUGGACAUCACAGCCGUCGCUAACCCACCCGAGUGCGUUCGCCGCCUGAAAUACCGAAGCACCGAGACUGAGAUAAUCGACGCGUGGAUCAGCGCCGUGUCUAUGCACCUCACUUACGCCGCCCCGGAAAGGACUUCUUGCCAUUGAGCGCUGGAUAUGCAGAGAUUAACGUGAAGGGAUGGAUCUAAUUAUCUGUGUUGUGGGGCUUCUGGCGCUGAUCGUGGAGGGCAUCCGUUGCCAAGGAGUGUAUGCACCUCCGACCGUCAGGAUCAUACACUCAGGACAUGCCUGUAACGUUGAGGAGGAGAGGCACACGGAGAGAGUCUACACCAUCAGGGAGGGGGAGACGCUGGAGCUCACCUGUCUGGUGACGGGGCAUCCUCGACCGCAGAUUCGAUGGACCAAGACAGCCGGCAGCGUGUCCGAUCGCUUCCAGGACUCCAGCGUGUUCAAUGAAACAUUGCACAUAGCAAAGAUCCUGAGGACCCAGGGAGGUCGCUACUACUGCAAGGCAGAGAACGGGCUUGGCUCGCCUGCCAUCAAAUCCAUCAGGGUGGACGUGUACUACCUUGAUGACCCGGUGGUGACGGUUCACCAGAGUAUAGGAGAAGCUAAGGAGCAGUUCUACUAUGAAAGGACGGUGUUUUUGCGCUGCGUGGCCAAUUCCAACCCGCCCGUCCGCUACAGUUGGCAUCGCGGGAGAGAGAUCCUGACGCAGGGCUCUGAUAAGGGCGUGGAGAUCUACGAGCCUUUUUUCACACAGCAGGGGGAAACGAAGAUAUUGAAGCUGAAGAACCUGCGUCCUCAGGACUACGCCAACUACAGCUGCAUUGCCUCUGUCAGGAAUGUGUGUGGGAUUCCCGACCGCAGCGUCAUCUUUAGACUCACCAAUAAGACAGCCUCCCCAUCCAUCAAGCUGCUCGUGGAGGAUCCCAUCGUGGUGAAUCCUGGCCAGACUGUCUCGUUGGUGUGCAUCACUACAGGUGGGGAGCCUCCUCCCCUGCUCACCUGGGUCAGCACGAAUGACAGCCUGCCUCAGAGGAGCGUGGUGAAGGGGGGCACGCUCACGCUGCCGGCCAUCACCUCGGACGAGGCAGGCGUGUACAGCUGUGUGGCCAGCAACAAUGUGGGAAACCCGGCUAAGAAGUCCACUACCAUAGUGGUGCGAGCCUUGAAAAAGGGGCGAUUCUGGAUCACUCCUGACCCGUACCACAACGAUGACAACAUCCAGAUCGGACGUGAAGUCAAAAUAUCUUGUCAGGUGGAGGCGACCCCUCCGGAGGAGCUGACGUUUAGCUGGCUGAAGAAUGGCCGGGCCCUGCGCAGCUCGGAGCGCAUGGUCAUCACCCAGACGGACCCUGACAUCUCCCCCGGGACCACCAACCUGGACAUCAUAGACCUCAAGUUCACCGACUUCGGCACGUACACGUGUGUCGCCGCGCUCAAGGGCGGAGGGAUCCCUGAGAUCAGUAUCGACGUCAACAUCUCUUCCACAACUGUCCCUCCUCUGUUUUUCUCUUUCUUAGUUCCUCCCAGCUUGACAGUCCCCCGGGGCAAGUCCCCCCUGGUGGCCCGCGAGGGUGACACAGUGGAGCUGGAGUGCCUUGUUUCAGGGAAGCCCAAGCCCAUCAUCCUGUGGUCACGCUCAGAUAAGGAGGUGCCCAUGCCGGACGGGAACAUGCAGAUGGAGAGCUACGACGGUGUGCUGCGUAUUGUUAAUGUGUCCAGGGAGAUGACGGGCUCGUACCGCUGCCAGACCAGCCAGUAUAACGGGUUCAACGUCAAGCCCCGGGAGGCGGUGGUGGAGCUGAUUGUCCAAUACCCCCCGACAGUGGAGCCGGUGUACAUGGAGAAGCGCCAGGGCCUCGGCAGGCCGGUGGUGAUGACGUGCAAGGUGCUGCGGGCGCACCCGUCCCGCGUGCUGCGCUUCGAGUGGCUUCUGUCCAACAGGCUGCUUCACGCCGGGGCCUUCGACGCCCAGAGAGACGAGACGGAGUACACCAUUCGCAGUCUGAACCGAGACGGCUGGGGGGAGUACACCUGCAACGUCAUCAACGAGGCUGGAGCAGGCAAAUGCACCUUCCAGGUCACCGGCAAGGCCUACCCCCCAGAGUUCUACUAUGAUACCUACAACCCUCUGUGGCAGAACAGGCCCAGAGUCUACGGCUUCAAGCUCCAGUGGACCCAGAUGAACCCCGGGGCCGUGGACCGCAUCGUGGCCUACAGACUCGGCAUCAGACAGAUGGGGCUGCAGCGCUGGUGGGAGCAGGAGAUCCCUGUGGACGGCCAAAUCAACAAAGGGGAGCUGAUGACGCACAACCUGACGGAGCUGAUCAAGCCCGAGUCCUAUGAAGUGCGCCUCACCCCCAUCACGCGCUUCGGAGAGGGUGACUCCACCAUCCGGAUUGUCACCUACAGCGCUCCCAUCAACCCUCACCUGAGAGAGUUCCACUGCAGCUUCGAGGAGGAGCCCAUCUGCAUGUUCACGCAGGACAAGAACGAUGACUUCGACUGGACGCGGCACAGCGCCGCCACCCGUGACACCAAGUACACGCCAAACACAGGCCCCAGUGGGGACCGCAGCGGGUCCAAGCAGGGAUUCUACAUGUACAUUGAAACCUCGAGGCCACGGAAGGAAGGGGACCAGGCGCGGCUCGUCAGCCCGUUCUUCAACGUGGCGCCCAAGAACCCCUACGGCAUCACCAACCCGCCCGCCUACUGCUUCGGCUUCUUCUACCACAUGUACGGGAAACACAUAGGAACACUGAACGCCUUUCUGAAGCAGAAGGGCCAGUCAGCGUCGGAGGCGCCUGUGUGGUCGCUGAGCGGUAACCAAGGCAACCACUGGAAGCAGGCCAAAGUCAGCGUGCACCCAACGUCGUCUUUCCAGGUGGUGCUGGAAGGCGUGCGGGGAUCGGGCAUCGAGGGCGACAUCGCCAUCGAUGACGUCACGCUGGAGGAAGGGGAGUGUCGAGACCCCCCGCCGGAUCUCCGUACCAAGGCUGCGUCCACGUCCUCCCAUAUAUGGCUAUUAAGCAUCACCUUAGUGAUGACCCUGCUGGAAGGUCAGAGGUGACCCUCCUCCUCACCUCAGAGGCAAACAUUCAGACCCGCCGUCUGUGAGCUGUACCCUCGACAUCCAAUCACCAAAGAUUCAUGUAACCCGAUGGCCGCGGCGCUCCCCUGACGAGUCGCAUAGGGGCUGAGAUGAACGGAAGAGAGAAAAAAAUAGCAAUUAAAAAAACAAAAAAGGAAACGUCAUGAAGAAGUCGCGCUCCUGCUUUUUUUAAAGAGACCUCUUUUGCAGAAAACUCUCCUCGGUGCGGAACUCGGGACGUCUUCAUGAGCACAAAGACAGGUGGGCGAUGAACUAGCCUGGACUUUGGCAAAAGACUUCACAGGCGUCGAGGGAGGACUGUUUGUAAAGCACAAGAACUAUUUUAUGAAGUUCUGAAAAAAAUCUUUGGGAGGCGGUGGGAUAUAGACACUGCUGACUUUUUGAAGAUGAAAUAACAUUUCCCCGCGUACAAAUACAUGGAAUCAGACCUUUCUCUGUGUAACUUUAUCUUCAUUUUCUUGCACCAGAUGCCAAUCACUGACACUCGUUUUUCACUCUAGCCCAGCCAUCACACCUUGGCAUUUCCUUAUCUGCUUGGUGCUGUACUGUAGAAAACAAGGAACCCUGGCGACGUUUAGUUCUGUCUGCGUAUUCCCCUGUAGCUGCCUAUGUGUCAUUUAACACUGUGCUCACGCGUCCAAGCGGCCAGCGGACGGUGCGGUGGCGCCGGCGACGGAGGUGCGGGCAGCCGGACCGGAGGGCAGACAUGUUGGAGGGCUGGAAAGUGGCGGGGGGGCAGGCAGAGGGUGGAGGAAGGUCCGAUUAGAAUAUCCAAUCAGUGGUCCGUCUGUGGAACAGAAGCCACUUUACUUUCUGCCAUGAAACAAAGUGCCUUCAGAUUACAAACCGAACCGUGAGCCUGGGUGUUGAGCAACAUCAAACACAUCUGUUCAUGUUUCCUCUGAUGGGCUAUUUUCUAUGUUUCUUUUGCCCCACAAGUGCUGAUGGAAGGGCAGGAUGUGUUCAGGGUCAGUACGGGCUUGUGUUGAUAUGACUCCAGAUGGGACCGUCCCCUCCGUGUGUGUGUGUGUGUGUGUGUGUGUGUGUGUGUGUGUGUGUGUGUGUGUGUGUGUGUGUGUGUGUGUGUGUGUGUGUGUGUGUGUGUGUGUUAGCUAUCCCAGGCGCUGCUAGUAGACCCUGAGCACAGGUUUGGAAACAAUCUGGAUAAAAACAGCGGCAAUGGUGAAAGUGAGUGAGGCUCUGGAUGAUUUUUUUUUUUCUCGCAGAGACAGUUUAAGAUCACACAGGAGGAUAAAGACACUUCGGAAUGAAUUCUCCCCGCUCUCGCUUUCCAUAAUUUCCCUUCCCCGUGGGCGAGUGUUUUUUUUUUGUUUGUUUGUUUUU
Messenger RNA from Betta splendens (Siamese fighting fish), 5211 nucleotides. Its product is annotated as MAM domain-containing glycosylphosphatidylinositol anchor protein 2-like. The coding region runs from base 928 to 3825 and encodes 965 amino acids. The transcript has 18 exons. NCBI's taxonomy places the organism in Eukaryota, Metazoa, Chordata, Actinopteri, Anabantiformes, Osphronemidae. The record is from RefSeq and is a predicted model, not a curated record. Gene Ontology annotation, biological process: homophilic cell-cell adhesion. Gene Ontology annotation, cellular component: neuron projection; plasma membrane. Gene Ontology annotation, molecular function: protein binding.